Molecule: messenger RNA, 885 nt
Organism: Gilbertella persicaria
Lineage: Eukaryota; Fungi; Mucoromycota; Mucoromycetes; Mucorales; Choanephoraceae
Exons: 3
Coding region: 1-885 (294 amino acids)
Source: RefSeq, a predicted model, not a curated record
AUGUAUUGCAAUUUUAUCUCCCUUGGCUUAAUUGCUAGCUCUCUUUUGUUCUUUACUGCUUCUGCUUCACCUCUUAUUGAUGUUGUUGAUAACACUGUUGGCCUUCAAAACACAGCUUCUGACAUCUUGAAUGGAUUGACGGUUGCUGAUAACCUUAACUGUGCUCAAAUCAAUGUACUUAGCUCUGCUGAUAGAGAAAGAUGUCUUGCUGGUGGUGGUAACAACGGCAGAUGCGAUAACAACAGUGGCCAUAGAGACAGAGGCAACAACCACGGAGGCAACGGUCAUGUUCCUGCCAAUAACCAUGGCCCUCAUGGAAACCGGGGAGGCCAUGGUUAUCCUGGAAAGCCUGGUAAUGAUGAUGAUUAUCCUCGUGGCGGUGACCAUAACCAUAGUGGUAAGGGUUCUUGCUAUGAAAAGCGUUCUCGUUUAAAUGCUCGUCAAGAACCCACUCAAGUCAAAGGUACUCAUGUCAAUCUUGUUAAUACCGCCAGUGAUAUUCUCAGAAACGCCAGAGUGUCUAACAAUGCCCACAACCUUAAGGCUGAUGUAGCUCGCCGUGGUCUCUUGGGUGUCAACCGUAACCGUGUUCGUGCCAAAAACACACUCAAUAAUAUCCUUGCUAGACCCAGAAUUAGCAACAACCUUAACAAUUUGAGAGUCAAUGUUCUUAAGGCCCGUAGCUCGCCUGCUGUCAACGUUGAUGGUACUCGUGUCAACCUUGUCAACACUGCUCAAGACAUUGUCAAUGAUGCCAGAGUCAACCGUGUAGCCAACAAUGCCAAUGUUAACGUAUUAAGAAAGAGAUUUUUGGAAGCAUUGGAUGAUGUCACUAAUGAACUUGGAGAUGAAGGUGUUGUCUAUGACCUUUUGGAUGAAGCUUAA